AUGAGCAAUUCUGAAGACGAAUGCCCGCCCCUGGCGGUUCCCUUGACCGUCGACAGCCUUCAAGAGGACGAUGAAGAGAUGCCUGAUCUGAUCGAUACCCAAGCAUUUGUCCCUGAAACAACGAAGGAGGACUCAACGGCGACCGUAGCGGAUGGAAUGUCCACGAAAAAGAUCCCUAUCACGAUCAUUACCGGGUUCCUGGGGUCAGGCAAAUCGACUUUGCUGGACUAUAUCUUGACGGAGAAACACGACUUCAAAGUGGCUGUAAUUCUGAACGAGUUUGGAGACACGGGUGGGAUCGACCAGGCCAUGAAUGUCGGGAUGGGAGGGGAGGUCGUUGAAGAGUGGUUGGAGCUCAAGAACGGAUGUCUGUGCUGUACGGUGAAGGACAAUGGUGUAUUAGCGAUCGAGAACCUAAUGAAAAAAAAGGGCAAGUUUGAUUACAUCUUACUGGAAACGACAGGAUUGGCCGACCCAGGUCCAAUCGCAUCCAUCUUUUGGAUGGACGAUGAUCUGGGUAGCGAUAUUUACCUGGAUGGGAUUGUCACCCUUGUCGAUUCGAGAAACAUCCGCAAGGAACUUGAAGUGAAGAAAGAGGAUGGAAGUUUGAAUGAGACUGCAAAACAGAUUGCUAUGGCAGAUCGGCUCAUUCUCAAUAAGACGGACCUUGUCAGCAAGCAAGAAGUAAAUCAGCUGGAGGAAGAUUGCAGGGCCAUGAACGGUGUCGCACAGAUCGUACGGACGCAACACUCAAAGGUCGAUCUGAGAUUUGUACUAGACAUCGCAGCCUUUGAUGCCGUCCGAGCCAAGGAGCUAGAGCAAGCGGACUUAGCGUUGAAGCAGCAAGAAUCGACAGCAUCAACAACGGACGAUCAUAGUUAUGAUGACCCGAACCAUGUGCACGGUGAAGGAUGUGGGCAUGAGCACACCAGCGAGGGGCCGUCAGGACACCUUGAUCAGUCGAUCAAGACAACGACAUUAACCUUCAACACACCGACUGUCGAUCAGAAGCUGUUUGAGCACUGGCUUCAAAUGCUACUGUGGGAGCAUCAAAUCCCCAGCGCCAGCGUAUCAUCUCCGAACAACGGAUCAGCUCCAGAUGCACCCGCGCCGACAGCAACGAAUCCGAAGAAGCUGGAUAUUUUGCGUGUCAAGGGCAUCAUCAAGCCUUCGGAUCGACCGACAGGGACCAAGGUCGUGAUCCAGGGAGUGCAAGAGUUGUACGAUGUCAAGGAGGCAGUAACUCAGCCUGGUCAGGAGGAGUUGGUCGGUGCUGGAAAAGUUGUUUUUAUUGGACGUGGAUUGGAAGAUAAAAAGGCGUUGCUUGCAUCCUGUAGAUAUUUCAUGAAGCUGGGCGAGAGGGAUGUUAUCAUCCAUUAG
This is a messenger RNA of Gamsiella multidivaricata, 1380 nucleotides long. Its product is annotated as CobW/HypB/UreG, nucleotide-binding domain-containing protein. NCBI's taxonomy places the organism in Eukaryota, Fungi, Mortierellomycota, Mortierellomycetes, Mortierellales, Mortierellaceae. Gene Ontology annotation, cellular component: cytoplasm. The transcript is spliced from 3 exons. The coding region runs from base 1 to 1380 and encodes 459 amino acids. The record is from RefSeq and is a predicted model, not a curated record.